AUGGCGGCGAAAUCGCGAAUGACUGUCAUAUUUGUGAAAGAUGUUGCUUUUUCGCCAUCUGUAUCAUGUAAUAUUCUUUAUGGUCAAGAAAAUGUCGAUAGGAAUGGGGAUAAAAUUAUAUAUGUGGACGAUGUUGUUCCCAUGCAGGAAAACAAGCUCAAACAAAUGCCGAACAAUACUCUCGAUAAUGACUCAAUUAUAGACUCUCGAAAUUCGAAAUUUAUACUUGGGUUUGUUUGCAACAGUAACAGUGUGGAUCGUGAAAUAUUGGUUGAAAUAUUGAAACAAGAAGUGAAAAUGAGAUCAUUUGGUGUUCUUGUAAUAUCUAUAAAUGAAAUAUUCAGUGGAAAAUCGCUUGUACUCAUACAGUCAGAUCAUUCUGGGCAAACGCCCUAUUGCAAUAUCGAGAAUGUGCCUGAAAGUGAAGUCCGUAUUGUUUGUCUAAAACGGAAUUUAAGCCUUUCCAAGUUGAGUUGGUUACGUUCAGUGGAUUCAGAUAAGACUAUUAGAAAAAAAGAAAAGCUAUCGAGGCAUACUUUGAAUGGAAUAACUAGAGGUCACCAAGCACAUAUGGCAGAUGAAACUAGGAGAAAUGAAAGUCAUAAAAGUUCUGUCUUCAAACUGCUAUUUGUGUCCAUUUCAUGGUUACUCAGUUUCAUGCGGCCUGGCCUAAAAUUCCCAACAAUUCUAAAACAAUUCUUUAGCCAUUUGCCUAAAUAUCUAUUUGUUGCAAAACAACUGUCAUACCGAUUUGAUCAAAUUUAUAAUAUGUUCGUCAACAGACAGGGAAGCCAUGAGCAAGUUAAUAUUAAUUCAAAGACAAUAACUAAUGGAAACCUGGUUAUGUCAUUAUUAAUCGACAUUAUUUUGGGGUUUCUUGUCAUAUAUUUUGUGUUUUCGAACCAGCAUUGUCUGUACAUAUCGUCAUGGCUAAUUGGUCAGAAAUACAAUAUUGCAGAAAACUUAUCAAGCCUGCUCAAAUGGCUGAUGGGUGCACCAGCUGGUUUCAAAUUAAACAUACCACUAAAUCAAUUCUUGGGAAAUUUCUACAUCUAUCAUGUACAUCUAUGGACAAACUAUCUUUAUUUUGUUGAGGCAUAUUUACCAAAAAUAAUUCUAUGCUGCACACUGGCUGGAUGUCUUGGUGUAACAUUCCUGCUUGCUUUGUUAUGUGACGUAUUGUUACUUCUAACCGUACAUAUUUAUUGCUUCUAUAUUUAUGCUGCAAGACUUUUUUGUCUGGAAAUUCAUGUCUUGGCUUCAUUGCUCAGGUUAUUUACUGGUAAGUAAGAUCUAGCCCAGUUAGAUUUGCUGGUAUUAUACUUGAAAAUGAAAAAUUCUUCAUUUCAAAUGAUUUAGCUGCCAAAACACAUGUGGCUUGGUCAUGGCAUAUUGUCAGACCAAGUUUCGAGGGUUACAUACUUAUAUAUUCAACUCUGCAGUACUGAUGGGGGAGGUACUGAUCAGGGGACACUGAUCCAUUAAUGGAAAGCAACUAUUGACAAAAGCAGGAUGCAUCAUCACUGGGGGUAGCAAAUCUUCGAGUUAAGCCCCUCGAGUUAAGCCCAUUGAGUUAAGCCCCGACCACGCCCUUUUGAGUUAAGCCCUGACCACGCCCAUGCCACACCCAUUUCCGUUGAGGGCUUAACUCGAAGUACAUAACUGGAGUUAGGAACUUCGAGUUAAGCCCUCUAGAAAAUAGGGGCUUAACUCGAGCAAAGUCAAAUAUUUUGUUCUUCAAGUUAAGCACCAACGUUUGAAAGACGAGUUACAGUUAAUCUGAUCCCAAACAAAUCAAAUUAUCAUUUGGAUCGCGUUUCGUUCAAUCACGGUUAUAUUAGGGACUUCAAGAUUGAUGUUUACAGCUAAUCUCUAACCGCAAACGGCAAACUUCAACUCGUAAUUUGAAGUCGACUGUUAGCUGUUCGAAGUUAGAGCAACUUGUGCAUAAAAAUUGGACUAUGAAUUAGCUACUUUUAGCUAAUAAAGGACUAAAGAUUGACCUUUUCUGCUGUAAAGGUCAAUCUUAAAAUAUUAUCAAAUUUUAUACCGGUGUCCCAAAAAACACCGGACUCUGUUUGAUUUCAUGUAACGUAAAAGCUAAAGAUCAUUGCAUUCAUAAUGGACUAACUUAGAUUUUGAUAUAUAAAACACUUAAAUUUACAUGCAAUAUUGUGCGAGAUACAACCAAAAUAAAUAUAUUUAUUAUUUAACAAUUAUAACUACAUAUUCUGUAAAUUAUAAUUAAUCACGAAUGUGUCAUUUUAAUUUAAAAAUGAGCUCAGGGCUGGUUAUGAUAAUUAUGCAUACGCAGGUAUGUUAUUGAAGUUCAAUUCAUCAACUUAAGUCCUAAAUAGUAAAACUUAAAGAGUUAAUUUUCAAUAGUUUUAGACCCAAUUCUUAACGGUGGAAAUAUGCACUUUCGAUGGAAAUAUGCACUGUCACAUUACAUGGUUCUUACAACUAUUCAAGUCUUCAUUAUAUGGAACGAUUUCAUUAGACUGUACACAUUUCAAAACGAAAAGCGGUCGCAAAAUUUCGAUCGCCUCACAAGUUGCGAAAUGCAAAUCUACCUUAAUAUACCGGGUGUCCCAAAAAACUGGACGCUGUUUGAUUUCAUGAAACGUAAAAGCUAUAAAAGCGAUAAUGCAUUCAGAAAUGACUAACUUCGAUUUUGAUAUAUGGCACUUGAAUUUACAUGCAAUAUUGACUGCACUAUUGAUGUUUGAACACUGAACUACUAUUUUUGAAAAUGCAAAAAAAUAGCAUAAUACAACACUUAUAAUUGCUAAUCAAAAUCUAAGUCCAUUAUGAAUGCAAUGGUCUUUAUUUCAUUGUUAUAGCUUUUAUAGCUUUUGCGUUACAUGAAUUACAGAAAUCAAACAGAGUCCGGUGUUUUUUGGGACGCCAGUAUAAAAUUUGAUUAAUUGACCUUUACGGCAGAAAAGGUCAAUCUUUAUUCCUUUAUUAGCUAAAAGUAGCUAGAAUUCAUAGUCCAGUUCUUAUGCACAUGCUGCUCUAACUUCGAACGGCAAACAGUUAACUUCAAAUUACGAUUUGAAGUUUGCCGUUUGCAGUUUGCCGUAAACGUCCAUCUUAAAGUCCCUAUUAUAUAUAAUACGUCGGCUGAAAUAAAACGUAUUGAACCGUGAUUAAACAAAACGUGAUCCAAAUGAUAAUUUAAUUUGUUUGGGAUCAAAUAAACCGUAACUCGUUUACAUCUUUCAAACGUUGGGGCUCAACUCGAAGAACAAAAUGUUUGAGUUAAGCCCCUAUUUUGUAGAGGGCUUAACUCGAAGUUCCUAACUCCAGUUUAGUUAUGUACUUCGAGUUAAGCCCUCAACGGAAAUGGAUGUGGUAUGGGCGUGGUCGGGGCUCAACUCGAAAGGGCGUGGUCGGGGCUUAACUCAAAGGGCUUAACUCGAUCGAAGGGCUUAACUCGAAGAUUUGCUACCCCGUCACCGGGGUGCUAUAAUAGUAGUGUGCUAGAGAAACAGCCCCCUACAGUAUUGAAGGGGAUAGUUGGUGGUAUCGGGGGAGGGGGGACAGAAUGUAUUUCAUAUGAAAUUGGCAAGAAUCUAUUUCAUAUGAAAUUGACACACUCUUGCCAAGGUUGGCUGGCAUAUUGUGCACCAUGGGGUGGAAAAGUAGUCAAUGAUACCCCCCCCCCCCUUUAUUAUUUAACCCUCCAAAGUCUGCAUGCAUCAAAUUGUUGCCCCCCGCCCCCAUGCUGCAUGACCACUUUUAAUUUUAAAACUUCCCACUGUAUUUUGAGCAUUACUGUAUUUUUGUAUUUCACUUUCUAUUUGCAGGAAAGAAAUGGAAUUUUCUACGUAGCAGAGUUGACUCUGUUGAGUAUGAUGUGGAUAGGUUGUUUAUUGGAACUUUGCUAUUUACAAUCUUAUUGUUUCUUUUUCCUACGGUGUUUCUUUAUUACAUUGUCUUCACUAGUCUUAGAUUGUUGGUUUUACUUGUGCAAUCAUUCUUAUAUGGUGUGGUGGCUUUGUUGAAUUCAUUUCCUUUCUUUGGAUUAUGGUUGUACGUUGUGAACCCAGAGAAGUUACCAGGUAUGACCUCAUAAUAUAAUUUUAUCAUUAGCAGUACAGGAGCACACCCUGGCUAUAUAAAAUCAGUGUCAUUUAAGUUAAAUGUAACAGUAUUACUAGGCCUCAUAAAGUGAAAAGGUCGCCCAAAGGGUUUAUGGAGAGGUUCAGAUUUGACCUCUCACUGGCUUAGUACUACAUAUCCGAUGGUUGGUCGGUCACUGUCAGAAAUGUCUACCAUCUCUUGCAUGGUCGUUCUAGCAACAAAUCCACUGGCGUUCAUAAGAUCUCUAGUAGAAUUAUUAAAAUAGCUGCACCUGCUAUUUCAGAUUCACUGACAUAUAUUUUCAAUCUGCACGCUAUUGCCCUGUCCCUUUCCUCUUACGAAUGCACAACGGCUAGAGUAAUACCUCUCUAUAAAAAUAGCCAACGAAACCUGCCAGGAAAUUACAGACCAAUUUCAGUUUUGCCCGUCAUUAGCAAAAUUAUGGAGCGAAUUCUUUAUGAUCAACUAUACAAUUAUUUAACCAAAUUUGGACUUCUGAGCGAUUGUCAAUUCGGUUUUCGCGUAAAUUUCACUCCACAGCUACAACAUUUCUGGACUGUAGAAAUUAUUGGUAUAUGAAUUUAGAUCGGAAAAUGUUUAACCUAGUAGUCUUAAUUGACUUGAGAAAAGCAUUUGAUACUAUUGAUCACCAAAUAUUAUUGAGGCUUAUGGAAUAAAAGGGCAAGCUUUACCUUUUCUAGAAUCGUAUACUAUCUCUCAAAUAGAAACCAAAAAUGCCAAAUACAAGGGUCUGUUUCAUCAGAUAAAUUGAUCAAAUGUGGCGUACCACAAAGCUCUAUUUAAGGGCCCCUGUUUUUUCUAUUAUAUAUUAACCAUUUGCCUCAAUGCCUGGAUAAAACAAAACCUCGGUUGUUUGCUGACGACGCUAACCUGACAGUUUCUGGAGACUCUAUUGCUGAUCUUGAAACUGCAGUGACCUUAAUGGUAGCGAUAGUGGUGAUCAAAUCUGAAUCUCACUACUGAGAGAGGUUCAGAUUUGAAUUUCAUACACCACCGUUACCGUUUGAAAAUUUGUAAGAAAUGUUUGGGGGAACUGACAAAACUUCAAAACGUAAAGUUCAAAAUCUUUCAAAACUUAGAAUUUACGUUUGCAAGAUUCCUACUCUGAUCACAGAAACUAUAAUAGUGUAAACCAACCUUAGAUGCCUUAGGCCUUUAAAGGGAAAUGGCAAUAGUUUUUUUAUUUUUUAUUUGAAAGAACUUUUAAGUCUAUAUAUAAUAUUCUUUUACCGUUUUUUCAUAUCUUGCUUACUUCUACAAAUAUUUUGAUUGAAAGGAAUGAAAUGUCCACCAUCUUGUAGAUGUGCAUGUCACGUUACAACUGGGGUCACACAAUAUUUUUAUCUAGACAAACACUAUACUCUGUCUGCCCUUCGAAAUAUCAAGAUCACUCAAAACCUUUAAAACAUCUACCAAUCAAUAUUUGGUCAGCAACGAAUACUUUUUUUGGUUAAUCCCUCAUCAAAACUACCGUUAAUAAGAUCAAAAAUGUAUCCAAGAUGGCGGACAUCUCAUUACUUCAAGUGAAAAUAUUUCGGUAAAAGAAGUUAAUAUAUAGUUUCAAACGUUCUUUCAAAUGAGAAAAUAAAAAAUUAUAUUGCCACUUCCCUUCGAACAUAAACGUUUUAAUUUUUUGUAAUCAGCAUUUUUCUCGCUCUCUUCACUGAAAAUUUGGUGAAACACUGAAACUAGGCUAGAUCUAAGAUUAGUUGCGCAAUGUCCAAUCUACCAGAACGCACGUCUAUCCUGUGAUGUGACCUUAUCAUCAUUCUUCGAUUCUUUCGAUGCUACUCCUACUAUACAUGCAAAUUACCGUAUUCUAUACUUCACACAUUACAGUGAAGUGCAUGCAUGCAGGCUAAACUAGGAUUUCGGCGUUCUAUAACUGUUACUGAAAUACUCAAUAUUUUCCUGACACUUUUAUUUCCUUACUUUAACAGGUCAAGUUAUUGUUAAUACUAAGACAAUUAGCUGCACUCCUGGUUUAGAAGACUGCCUCAUUAUUGAAAACGUUAAUAUUAUCCAACCAGAUUCUUUCUUAUACUUAUCCUUCAGACACAAAUGUGUGCCAUGUGGAAUCCUCUUUAGAAACUGUAGAAGUGUUAUGUUUGAGACAACAUAUAGGGACAUAUUUGGUGAAGGCAUAUUUAAAAAACUUCUAACUGGACAAAUAAUUAGCAAACCGUAAGAAGUAAAUUUAAAUAAACAGAAGUUUAAGAAAACGAAAUGUUUGUUAAAGUGCUUGACUAUUGAGCACCAGCGCCACCCCCUUCACGAGUAAAAUUGUCUGCAUGGCGUUAGACCGAAUAAAGUAGGGCCAGACAUUGUCGCAAGCGUCACGACAAAUGGAAGGUUUUAAAAAACAUAUCACGCAAGAUCGCUUGUACAUCAUCUUUAACAGAUUAAGUUGCAUUGUGCACUAAUGCGCCCUACUUGAUUAGUUGACUUUGUCUCACGCCAUACUCCUUUACUCGUCAAGGGGAGAGCGCUAUAGGGCUGAAUGGGUCCAAACCAGAAUGGUCAGAUGUCGGAUUAACUCAUACAGUACUGUACAGUACAGUACACAUAUACUGUACUGUACUGUACUGUACAUAUACACACAUGCGCAGACUGGACUGUACAUCAUCUUCAAUUAUUACCAUAACUAUGUAGAAAAAUGCCAUUUUAAAUAGUUUAUCCUUAGCUUAUAUAUACUGUAAUGUGUAAAAGUCUUUAAAUACUAUAUAUUUUAUACUUAGUCUUAGAGAGCAUUUCAAUUUGUAUGUGUACGAAUUACUAGGUCCAGUCGAUAAAUAUGAAAUAAUAUAUAGCAGAUAUCAGUACGUAACAUUGCAGGGCAUGUGAGGUUAUAAUUGACGUUUACGGCAGACCGGUAACCGCCACUUCAAGUCGUAUUUUGAGAUCAACUGUAAGCUGUUCGAAGUUAG
Molecule: messenger RNA, 7037 nt
Organism: Paramuricea clavata
Lineage: Eukaryota; Metazoa; Cnidaria; Anthozoa; Malacalcyonacea; Plexauridae
Source: the annotation of a GenBank genome assembly